AUGCAGAACCUUGACGACUCCGUCCUCCGAGAGCUCUCGCGGCUCGACCCCGCGGUACCUUUCCGCGCAUACCCCAAUCAUCUCCAUCACACGUGGGCCAGGACCUUCUUCUCGCGACCUGAACUGUAUAUACGACCGCAGUCGAUUGCCGAGAUCCAGAAAGUGGUGACGCUUGCCCGUCGAUGUCGUCGUCGUCUGAUCACCGUCGGCAGUGGCCACUCGCCGUCCGAUUUGACCUGCACGUCGGCUUGGAUGAUCAAUCUAGACGGUUUCGCCCGGGUGCUGGGCCUCUCGCGUGAGACGGGGAUGGUGACGGUUGAGGCAGGAAUCAGACUAAGGGAUCUCGGUACAUAUCUGGAGGAGUUUGGGCUGACAUUGUCCAAUUUGGGGAGCAUUGACGACCAGUCGCUCGCGGGAGUCAUCACUACUGGAACUCACGGGAGCUCCUUGCGACAUGGGUUGAUUUCUGAGUGCAUCACAUCGCUUACCUUGAUGCUGGCUAAUGGUCAGUUGGUGCGCUGCAGCGCCACCAAUAACGCAUCUCUUUUCCGAGCGGCUCUCAUCUCUCUAGGUGCGCUGGGCAUCAUCGUCGAGAUCACCUUCAAAGCGGAGCCAACGUUCAAGAUCGCCUGGCGACAGACUAGACGCUCGCUUUCCAGCGUCCUGGCUGAAUGGUCAGCGGGGCUCUGGACCUCUCACGAGUUUGUCCGGGUGUGGUGGAUGCCGUAUCAGCAGAGUGCCAUUGUCUGGCAUGCUGAUAAAACUGAUCUGCCUCUCAAAGCCCCACCAGCAAACUUCUAUGGAGAGUGGUUUGGAUACCAUGUCUACCAUAACUUGCUUGCACUCUCGAAUUAUUUCCCUCGGAUUCUUCCGUGGGUGGAGUGGUUGGUCUUUGGAUUGCAGUACGGAUUCAAACCUGAGUCCAUGGUUACAGAGGCGGUGGAGCCGGCCCGUGAAGGUCUGCUGAUGAACUGUCUCUACUCACAGUUUGUCAACGAGUGGGCACUGCCAUUGGAGAAGGGUCCCGAGGCCAUCAUCCGUCUGUCUGCGUGGUUAAAUGGAGACAUGGAGACCGCGCAGAUCCCGCUGCCGGUAGAUGGGGUGUGGGUGCAUUGUCCUAUCGAGGUUAGAGUUUCAGACACGACGCACAGCCGGAACCCUCGCCCUUUUCUUGACCCGACGUCUGCGGAUGGUCCAACGUUGUAUCUCAAUGCGACGCUUUAUCGACCAUAUCUCCGGGAUCCCCCGUGUAGGGAUCGGUAUUACGAGGCGUUCGAGUGGCUUAUGCGAGAAAUGGACGCAAAACCACAUUGGGCAAAGAAUUUCAACACGACGGGCCCGCAAGAGCUACGAGAGAUGUACGGCAAGGACAUGGACGACUGGUUAACAGUGCGGCAAGAAGUCGACCCUGAUGGCAUGUUCCUUGGCGAAUGGCAUCAUCGCAAUCUUGCUCUGCUCGGUGCAGAGAAUGGAUCAGUCUAUGUAAAGCCGGCCAUUCUGCCUUUACUGGAGCACGAGAAGGCCCGUCUCAAAGCGGAUGUUCGCGGAGCCGGGGAUGGGAUAGAAUGGAUUGGAGACAGGCGAUGGCUGGUGAACACAGGGAACCAGGAUUUUUCAUCCAGUGGAGAGAAGAGCGGCCAUCUUGUCUCGGAGGGGGCGAAUGCCAGCUCUCCCACGACGGCAACGAGCGAGGAAAGUUUUGACCUUCUGGCUGCUGGUGAGGCUAGCAUCAUUCUUCCAGAUGACCGCCUGUAG
Molecule: messenger RNA, 1755 nt
Organism: Aspergillus tanneri
Lineage: Eukaryota; Fungi; Ascomycota; Eurotiomycetes; Eurotiales; Aspergillaceae
Gene: ALO1
Product: D-arabinono-1,4-lactone oxidase
Exons: 1
Coding region: 1-1755 (584 amino acids)
Cellular component (GO): mitochondrion; membrane
Molecular function (GO): D-arabinono-1,4-lactone oxidase activity; FAD binding
Source: RefSeq, a predicted model, not a curated record